Tinamus guttatus (white-throated tinamou) is the source of this 572-nucleotide messenger RNA. The record is from RefSeq and is a predicted model, not a curated record. NCBI's taxonomy places the organism in Eukaryota, Metazoa, Chordata, Aves, Tinamiformes, Tinamidae.
AUGCAGCCAGGUCGAGGCCCGGGGCCGCCUGUGCCCGGCCCACGAAGAGCAGCGGGCAGCGAACGCCUCCGCGUCGUAUCGCGGCACCACGGCGGACGCCUCAGCUCGCGGGCCCACGCGGCACUCUCCGCGGCGAACAGGUCCAAGGGCCUCGCCGACCAGUUCUGCAAUGCCAUCGGCGUGCUGCAGCAGUGCGGGCCGCCCGCCUCCUUCAGCAACAUCCAGACGGCCAUAAACAAGGACCAGCCCGCCAACCCCACCGAGGAAUACGCCCAACUGUUUGCAGCAUUGAUAGCACGAACUGCAAAAGAUAUUGAUGUCCUGAUUGAUUCCUUACCUAGUGAGGAAUCGACAGCCGCUUUGCAGGCUGCUAGCCUGUAUCGAUUAGAGGAGGAAAACCACGAGGCAGCUGCCCGCCUGGAGGAGGUGGUUUACCGCGGGGAUAUGCUGCUGGAGAAGAUCCAGAGCGCGCUCGCCGACAUCGCGCAGUCCCAGCUGAAGACGCGGAGCGGGACGCAGAGCCAGCCCCUUGCAGACUCCUAGCACCAGGGGGCAGCGCUCGGCAGCGAAAC